AUGGAAGGAGUGCCUACUCGGCCCGGGUUCUUCUCGUGUGCCCCUAUAGCGCUCUUCUUCCCUCGGGAUAACGAAAUACAGUCUUGGCGCCAUGUCCUCGAUCGGCCAAUUGAGCUUGAGGGUCUUGGAGUUAAAGGAGUCCCCGGAAAUGAUGGGAAGUUCACCUCACGUGAUCAACUUGUUACCGUUCUAACAAGUGUUAUUUACACAUGUAGUGUAGGUCAUGCAUCCGUGAAUUUCAAAAGGUAUGACGAAUACGCAUUCCCGAUGAACCAUCCAUCAUUGCUGAAGAGAGCUCCUCCAACGGACAAGUCUGGAAAGACAGAGAGGGAUAUUUUAGACGCUUUAUAUCCACCAAAGGCUCAACUUAGUAUGAUAUUGGUUUCAAAGAUUUUGAGUGAACGCACUACAAGGCCGCUUGGAGACUUCGAGGUCGACUACGUUUACGACCCUCCUGAGGUGUAA
Mya arenaria is the source of this 465-nucleotide messenger RNA. RefSeq names its product allene oxide synthase-lipoxygenase protein-like. Bases 1 to 465 code for a protein of 154 amino acids. Gene Ontology annotation, molecular function: oxidoreductase activity, acting on single donors with incorporation of molecular oxygen, incorporation of two atoms of oxygen; metal ion binding. The record is from RefSeq and is a predicted model, not a curated record. Gene Ontology annotation, biological process: lipid oxidation. NCBI's taxonomy places the organism in Eukaryota, Metazoa, Mollusca, Bivalvia, Myida, Myidae. The transcript has 2 exons.